AUGCGUCGAUUUUUCUCCACGCUCCCGGCACCAGCCGCUAGGUUUUUGGCUCCGCCAGAAAAACCUGCACUGUUGGUCAAGCCGAACCCACUAAUAACAAGCAAGCUCUGCGUCAAGAGGGACCCGGUCACCAGCAGGGCUCCGGUGUCUUGGAAAGAUCUUCCCCAUAUCAGGACCGAUGUUCUUCCCGAAGAAGCGACUGAUAUCCGUGGAAUUGACACCUCAGGUCACCAGGUGCUUUCGCAAAGAAGAGUCAUUGGAAAACUCCCCACGUUACUUUCGUGCAAUCACUUCACACUCACGUUUAUACCUCACAACCACACCAUAUCCAGCCUACGAAAGUCAAAUGUGGCGUACACUUUCACCAACUACGGGAGCCCAAACUUGAACGACCUGAACUUGCUGAAACGUCUCACGGAAUACCGCGGGAAAUACCGCUUUUUAGAAUACUUCAAAAGCGUCCAUAAUCCAAUGGGCACGGCCGUGUCUCGGAGCAGAUUUCGAAAACUUAUAAAGCGAGAAUUGCACCAUGCCCUCCAUCAGAUUAUCCCUAACACCCAAUCCGAGGUCGAGAAAGUCAGUGGAAUCUUCCAUUUUCGCUUCCAUAUGUAUCCCGUGCCUAGAGAAGCAGAUGCCUUGCGCGAAGAAGUGACGAACGCGGUAAGAAGACUAUACACGAAUGAAGGAUUCAGAAGAUCGCUAGCCCUGAUUACUCAACAACAAGUACAGGCUUUUCCCAACGUGUACAUGCUUGUACGGGAUAUAAAAGUCGAAAACGCGAUAGGUGCACAGAGCGCCCCAGGCUACUUCCCCAAACUUCCAUUCUUGAAGCCAAAAACCUAUAGGCCCCGCAAAAUAAGGGCGUAA
This is a messenger RNA of Metschnikowia bicuspidata var. bicuspidata NRRL YB-4993, 867 nucleotides long. RefSeq lists its product as uncharacterized. NCBI's taxonomy places the organism in Eukaryota, Fungi, Ascomycota, Pichiomycetes, Serinales, Metschnikowiaceae. The transcript has a single exon. The record is from RefSeq and is a predicted model, not a curated record. The coding region runs from base 1 to 867 and encodes 288 amino acids.